AUGCCGCGGAUUCUGCCCAGGCUGCGAAAGGUCAUUCUCGAGGGGAGUAAUUCUCGCAUGGAAAUCUCUUGGCCUCGUCGUAAGAACAGCAAGAAGUCACUCUACAAACCUGUGCCCCCAAGACCGACUUUCAAAGUAGCCGAUUACAAGGAAUCCAUAUUGUUGACCCCGAGGAAUCCUGUCACCAACUCCCGGGACUACGUUCGGCACAAAACAAUCCCCCCUCGGUUACGGCUGAAAAGACGCGUCGUACCAUCUUCACCGACGAAUGAUCUUCCUCGCGAAAUGACGAAAGAAGAACGAAAGUGGUGGGCUGACCCGUAUCUCCGUAUGAUAGGUUCGCCGUUGAGAAAAUGCACUCUGACGGAUCGGUAUCUUCCAUCUGACUUUCUGAUUCGACUUGCUCCGAUGAAGAUAUCAAAAGCCUUACAGGAUUCGAACAGCAAACUAAAUAAAACCACUCGAAUGUUGGUUCCGGACGGUCUGGAGCAUCCCAGAUUCAAAACUCGAAAAUCCGGCAAAUCUGGUUAUGUCAUUUGCUGGAAAGACGCAGUUGCCCAAAUGCUUGAAAGAAAAAGCUACAGGCAAAUACUACCCAAAGUACCGGUCCAUUCGCUUCUAAUACCCCAAAUUGAGCACCUCCUACGAGUGCGUAUUCUCCAGGAGUUUGCUUUGCUUUCGGAGCGAUUACAGUCGAAUCCGAGAACUGCUUACUCCCCUAUGGUUCUGCGACGAUUGACUCGUAAGGAGUGGGAAUCUAUGAAGACUUCUGGGACUGUCGCGUGGCCAGACGCAGUCGCUAUUAUUGUGAUACCCCCGGUGAACCGCGACCCGCUGACAAAAAAGAGGCCGGAGCCGUCGAUGUACCCUCCCCCUGCAGACGUCCUCGCCGAUUGCGCAAGCUCUUCAAAACAUCCCAUCUCGAUCUUAUAUCCUGUACAGCGUGACGUCGCAACACCGCUAGAUAUAUCCCAACUCGAAGUACCGUUAUACAAUGGUGUUCCGUUGUUUCCAAACCCUGGACAACGCGCUGCUCUGCACCAAUACCUUACGGCGAUUCUUAACUCUGAAACACGCCGACCCUCUCGAUCUGGCGAGUUGGACGGGAUCGCGGCCGAUGACAAGCCCAGUCACGCUUUCUUACUAGUCUCAAAUGCGGAAACUUGCAAACGUGCGGACGUAGCGGCGACGGCCAUGGCAUUAUGGCGAUUUAGGAUGUUCUACGGCGCAGGAUGGGAAGCUGAAAAUAUGGAUCAUUGGGUCACAAAGGAAAGCAAGAAGCGGAGGACAGCAUAA
Pleurotus ostreatus (oyster mushroom) is the source of this 1296-nucleotide messenger RNA. RefSeq lists its product as uncharacterized. The coding region runs from base 1 to 1296 and encodes 431 amino acids. Lineage: Eukaryota; Fungi; Basidiomycota; Agaricomycetes; Agaricales; Pleurotaceae. The transcript has 4 exons. The record is from RefSeq and is a predicted model, not a curated record.